Molecule: messenger RNA, 375 nt
Organism: Sciurus carolinensis (gray squirrel)
Lineage: Eukaryota; Metazoa; Chordata; Mammalia; Rodentia; Sciuridae
Product: protein FAM136A-like
Exons: 1
Coding region: 1-375 (124 amino acids)
Cellular component (GO): cytoplasm
Source: RefSeq, a predicted model, not a curated record
AUGGUGGAGGUACAGCAGCUCUGGGUGCAGAAGGUGGUGGACUCCAUGAUGAAAAGUGUGGAGAGGGAGAACACCUGGAAGAUGCAGGGCCUCAUGUUCCAGUGCAGUGCCAGUUGCUGUGAGGACAGCCAGGAUUCCAUGCAGCAGGUACACCAGUGCAUUGAGUGUUGCCAUGCACCUCUGGCUCAAGCCCAGACCUUGGUGACCAGUGAGUUGGAGAAGUUCCAGGACCAUCUGGCUUGGUGUACCAUGCAUUGCAAUGACACAGUCAAAGAUUCAAUAGAUGCUGGAAGUAAAGAGCUUCAGAUGAAGCAGCAGCUGGCCAGUUGUGUAACCAAGUGUGUGGAUGACCACAGCACCUCAUCCCAACUAUGA